AUGCAGUUCUGGAAUACUUAUUUCUUAUUGUUUAUAGCCGUUGCAAGUUUUGCUGUGGCUAAAAAGCCAGAAGAGAGCCCCAGCAACGAUAAAGAUGCGGCUAUAACAGGCAAGCUGAGAAUGAUUCACGAAAAGUUUGGAGAAGGAUAUACCAAAGGCAACACGGAAUACAAGAAGUAUAUGUCCAGAGUUCUUGAGGCAAUUGGUUGGGCAAGCGAGCGCGUUGCAGACAAGAAUCGUUUGUAUGAUGAAUAUCAAGCUUACAACAAAGUUCGGUUGGAUCUGGAGGAGCAGACUAUGAAACGUAUCGAAGAGAUCGUGAAUAAUAUUUUGCUAAAUCUACCCAAGAAGAGCAAAUGCGUAAAGUUCUAUUCAAAGCAAAAAGAUACACUGAAAAAAUCGCUAACGAGUUCCAACGGUGAUAGGCCAAAAAUAUUGGCAGAUAAUAGUAAAACUUGUGAAUUAUAAAUAGUCACAGUUCAAUU
Molecule: messenger RNA, 485 nt
Organism: Drosophila busckii
Lineage: Eukaryota; Metazoa; Arthropoda; Insecta; Diptera; Drosophilidae
Exons: 2
Coding region: 1-468 (155 amino acids)
Source: RefSeq, a predicted model, not a curated record